UAUAGACUCGAUCUAAGCGAACAUUAACAUAUCAAAUCCUUAGCAUGUUGUGGUAUCGUACGAUGUAACAUGAGACUAUACUCAAAGCUCUCCUCAUUGGUGCACACAUCUCAGCCGUUGAACCCCAAAAUUCACCUAUGUUCCUCAACCUUCUUAUCAUCAUCAUCAACUGCCACACAGAACCCAGUACCCCAUAUUGUCACAAAAUGCAUUGCUCUAUUGCAGUUUUGGGCAUCUUCCAUAUCCAAACUAAGGCAAAUCCAUGCAUACUCACUUAGGCAUGGUGUCCCACUCCACAACCCUGACAUGGGCAAGCAUCUCAUUUUUACUAUUGUAUCCCUCUCUGCACCCAUGUCUUAUGCCUACCAUGUGUUUGCUGUAUUGCAUGACCCAAAUGUGUUCACUUGGAACACCAUGAUAAGGGGUUAUGCUGAAAGUGAUGACCCAAGUCCUGCACUUCAUUUCUACCGUAAAAUGUCGGUGUCUUGUGUUGAGCCUGACACUCACACUUACCCUUUUCUUCUCAAGGCUGUUGCCAAGUCUUUGAAUGUUAGAGAAGGGGAAGCUAUACAUUCAGUUACAGUGAGAAAAGGGUUUGGGUCUUUGAUGUUUGUUCAGAACGGUUUGCUUCACAUGUAUGCUGUUUGCGGCGACACAGAAAGUGCACACAAGGUGUUUGAGUCAAUGGUGGAAAGAGAUCUUGUGGCUUGGAAUUCUGUGAUUAAUGGGUUUGCUCUUAAUGGCAGGCCUAGUGAGGCCUUGACACUAUUCAGGGAGAUGAACACGAAGGGACUGGAGUCGGAUGGGUUCACUAUGGUUAGCCUUUUAUCUGCUUGUGCUGAACUUGGAGCUCUAGAAUUAGGACGUAGGGUACAUGUGUUCUUGUUGAAGGUAGGAUUGACAGAGAACAUGCAUGUGAACAAUUCACUGCUGGACUUUUAUGCCAAGUGUGGGAGCAUCAGGGAGGCGAAACAAGUUUUUGGCGAGAUGAGAGAAAGGAAUGUGGUUUCUUUUACUUCUUUGAUUGUUGGCUUGGCAGUGAAUGGCUUUGGGGAGGAAGCACUUGAGUUUUUCAAAGAGAUGGAAGAACAAAGAGUUAAGCCUAGUGAGAUUACUUUUGUUGGUGUCUUGUAUGCUUGCAGCCACUGUGGAAUGUUGAAUGAAGGGUUUAAUUACUUUAGAAGGAUGAAAGAUGAAUAUGGAAUCAUGCCAAGGAUAGAACACUAUGGCUGCAUGGUGGACCUGCUGAGUAGGGCAGGUUUAGUGAAACAAGCAUAUGAAUAUAUUCAGAACAUGCCAAUGCAGCCAAAUUCUGUUAUUUGGAGGACCUUAUUGGGAGCAUGCACAAUCCAUGGUCAUUUAGGCCUAGGGGAGAUAGCUAGAUCACACCUUUUGGAGUUAGAGCCUAAACAUAGCGGGGACUAUGUGCUUCUCUCGAAUAUUUAUGCGGCCGAACACCGUUGGUCAGAUGUACAGACAGUAAGAAGAUCAAUGCUAGAGGAUGGUGUUAGGAAAACACCUGGCUAUAGCAUGGUGGAGUUGGGAAAUCGGGUUUAUGAGUUUACUAUGGGCGAUAGGUCUCAUCCUCAGAGUAAAGAUGUAUAUGCACUGUUAGAGAAAAUCACAGAGUUGCUGAAGUUAGAAGGUUAUGUUCCUCACACUGCAAAUGUACUUGCAGACAUAGAGGAAGAGGAGAAGGAGCAAGCUUUGUCUUAUCACAGUGAAAAGGUGGCAAUCGCUUUUAUGAUCCUAAAUACACCACCAGGGACCCCAAUUAGGGUCAUGAAGAACUUGAGGGUUUGUGCAGAUUGUCAUAUGGCUAUAAAACUCAUAUCAAAGGUUUAUGGUAGAGAGAUUGUUAUCAGGGAUCGUAGUAGGUUCCACCAUUUUAGAGGUGGUUCAUGUUCAUGUAAAGAUUACUGGUAAUAUUGGAUGUAAUGAAAGUUAAACACUAUUUGAUAAUUUUAGGUGAAAUACCUUAAAGGAUGGAAUCAAACCAUAAAUUUGUGAACUCUUAAGCUUGCACUGUAAAACAGAGGCGCGAAGGAAAUGAGUUGGCACACCUUCAAAUUCAAAUAAUAAAAAUCGCUGCAAAACUAUUUAUUUGAAGCACAAAU
Arachis stenosperma is the source of this 2117-nucleotide messenger RNA. Its product is annotated as pentatricopeptide repeat-containing protein At4g21065-like. The record is from RefSeq and is a predicted model, not a curated record. The transcript has a single exon. The coding region runs from base 70 to 1926 and encodes 618 amino acids. Gene Ontology annotation, molecular function: protein binding; zinc ion binding; RNA binding. Gene Ontology annotation, biological process: RNA modification. NCBI's taxonomy places the organism in Eukaryota, Viridiplantae, Streptophyta, Magnoliopsida, Fabales, Fabaceae.